CGCAGAACAAGCAGUCCCUUACUACAGAGACACGGGGGUGGGUGGGAUGGCGGCUGCGGAGAUAGAGCAGUUGUUGACUAGGCAGGAAGCUGAGGUUCGCCGGCUUAGCCAGGUGAUGGAGUGGUUCCGAAAUGGAGGUGAGGAAGUGGUGGUCAGCCCGGACUUGCGGAGCCUCAGAGAGGAGAACGAGAGGCUGAAGUACCGGCGACUGCACCUGCAACGGAGCCUGCGGACGGAGCUGGCGAGAUGCCAGGUCCCACUCAGCACCGGGCGUGGGCCCCAGUGCAAAGAGUGGCCAUCUUAUAUUGAGGAGCGAAUACGCCUGUAUGAGAAUCUCAAACAGGAUCACGACUCUAUACUGAGAGAAAGGGCAGCACAGCACAGCAGAGUCAUCACUGUCACCCUUCAAGAUGGGACUGAGAUCACUGGGGAAUCCUGGAGGACAACGCCAUAUCAAAUUGCUUGUCAAAUCAGCUGGGAAUUAGCAGAGAAUUCGCUUGUAGCCAAGGUCAGUGGUGAGCUCUGGGACAUGGAUCGGCCCCUUGAAGGAGACACCAGUGUUCAGCUGUUGACGUUUGAAGAUCCUGAGGCACGAGCUGUAUACUGGCACUCUAGUGCUCACAUCUUGGGUGAAGCCUUGGAGCGAUAUUAUGGAGGCUACCUGUGGACUGACCCACCUGCAGAGAAUGGGUUCUGUUGUGACUUGUUCCUGGGAGACAGAGGCGUGUCUGCCAGUGACUUUCCCCACUUGGAGAAUAUCUGUAAAUCAAUCAUGAUGGAUUGUCAGUCAUUUGAGAGGCUGGAAGUGAGCAAGGAGAACUUGCUUGAGAUGUUUAAGUACAAUAAAUCUAAGGUGCAGAUAUUAAAGGAGAAGAUUGACACACUGACUACCACAGUCUGCAGGUGUGGCCCAUUGGUUGAUCUGUGCAAGGGACCCCAUGUCAGACACACAGGCAAAAUUAAAGCUUUCAGAGUUUAUAAGAGCUGUUCAGCUUCUUGGGAGGGCAAGUCUGACGUGAAGACAUUGCAAAGAAUCUAUGGGAUCUCAUUUCCUGACCACAGCAUGCUAAAAGAAUGGGAGCAAGUGCAGAAAGAAGCCAAGAAGCAGGACCACAGGAAGAUUGGACAGGAACAGGAAUUGUUUUUCUUCCACGAACUCAGCCCUGGGAGCUGUUUCUUCCUCCCCAGAGGAGCUGUUAUUUACAACACACUGAUGACAUUUAUACAGUCAGAGUAUCGAAGACGUGGAUUCACUGAGGUGGUCUCUCCAAAUAUUUAUAGCAGCCAUCUGUGGGAGGUGUCUGGCCACUGGCAGCACUACUGCAAUAACAUGUUCACCUUCGAUGUGGAGAAGGAGAUGUUUGCCCUGAAACCCAUGAACUGUCCCGGGCACUGCUUGAUCUUUAACCAUCGCCCACGAUCUUGGCGUGAGCUGCCACUUCGGUUAGCUGACUUUGGCGUUCUUCACCGCAGUGAGCUUUCAAGGACAUUGACCGGGCUGACCAGGGUGCGGCGGUUUGAGCAAGACGAUGGCCACAUCUUUUGCAUGGUGGAGCAGAUUGAGGAGGAGAUAAAGGGUUGCCUUGACUUCUUGUAUUCAGUGUAUGGAGUCCUUGGCUUCACUUUCCAGCUGAAACUCUCCACACGGCCGGAGAUGUUUCUGGGAGAUGUGGACACAUGGAAUAAAGCAGAAGAGCAACUGAAAUGCAGUUUGGAUGCGUUUGGAGAACCCUGGAGACUGAGUGCAGGAGACGGAGCCUUCUAUGGACCAAAGAUUGAUGUUGACCUGAAGGAUGCCCUGGGCAGAUACCAUCAGUGUGCCACCAUCCAGUUGGACUUCCAGCUUCCCAUUCGCUUUAAUUUAACCUAUGUUGGCAAGGACGGAGCAGAUGAUAACCAUCCCGUUAUCAUCCAUCGCGCCGUGCUGGGGUCGCUGGAACGUAUGGUGGCUAUUCUUGCAGAGAACUAUGCGGGGAAAUGCUUCCUCUCACCCUGAACAUGCCUCAAGGCUGUGUGCUGAGCCAUCUUCUGCACUCCCUUUUCACCUAUGACUGCGUUCCUGUACAUUGUUCUAACUCCAUAAUCAAGUUUGCAGACGACACCACGGUGAUUGGCCUGAUCAGAGGGGAUGACGAGAUGGCCUAUAGGGACGAGGUCCAGCACCUGGCCGCGUGGUUUCCCAACAACAACCUGGCCCUUAACACCCAGAUGACCAAGGAGAUCAUUGUGGACUUCAGGCAUGCUCGGAGCCACACUCACGUCCCCAUCUACAUCAAUGGAGCUGUAGUGGAGCGUGUAUCAAGCUUCAACUUCCUUGGUGUCCACAUUUCCGAGGAUCUCACCUGGUGUCUGAACUCCUCCAUCCUAAAUAAAAAGACGUAACAGCACCUUUAAUUCCUGCGGGGCAUCAAGAAAGCUCACCUCUGUCCCAGGAUAGUGAUGGACUUUUACUGCUGUACCAUUGAGAGCAUACUCACCAACUGCAUCUCAGUAUGGUAUGGCAAUUGUCCCGUAUCGGACCGCAAAGCACUCCAGCAUGUGGUGAAAACUGCCCAGCGGAUUAUGGACACCCAAUUGCCCACCAUUGAGAACAUCUACCAUAAAUGCUGACUGGGCAGGGCGAAAAGCAUUAUCAAGGAUACAUCUCACCCUAACCAUGGACUUUUUACUCUCCUCCCAUCCGGUAGUCACUACAGGAGCCUCCGCUCCUGCACCAGCAGGCUCAGGAAGAGCUUCUUCCCUGAGACUGUGACCCUGCUGAACCUCACAUCACAGCACUAAGCAGUAUUGUACCCAUAUUGUACAGUCUCAGUGCUUUUAUAUUUGUGUGCUGUAGCACUUUUUAUUCGCAGUUAUUUUGUAAAUAACUGAUAAAUAAAUUCUUUGCAUUUCUGGUUAAAUGCUAGCUGCAUUUCAUUUGGCUUUGUAUCGGCACAUUGACGAUAAAAUUGAAUCUAAUCUAACCUAAAUCAUGCAGGGUACCAGUAGGACAGUGAUUCCCAACAGGAGCAGUUAAGCGUUGAGAAUUAGAGGAAAUAGAAGUUGUCGGGGGGGUGUUCAAGAUUCUUGUGGGGGGGGGGGGUGUCAAUAAGCAGCACCCUAACUUGAAGCAUGAGGCCUGACCGAUCCCAAAAAAAAGAAUGAGGUACUAGAAUACAGGAAGAGCCAUUAUGUCUGCAGGCGGUGAACACUCAUCGUCACAAUAUGUCUGAAACAUGGCAAUCUCAUCCGACCUUACCAACCAAACAGACAUUAUUGGGGAUGUAUAAAUUAGCACUUAGGGUGCCCAGCAGUUCCUCUUCACUCACAACAUGGAAAGAGUUCAUGCACAGGUACACCCUCUCAACUUUCUCUCCUGAUCUACAGAAAAUAGGUCACGCAAUGAUACAGCAGAGGCCGGAACCAAUCAGUGAACCUGCCGAUCCCAAGGAUUCCUCCUGAGGUGUUCAAAGCGACCUUGGCUUCAUAUGUGUGGUUAAGAAUUGUGUGAUUAGUCAAUCGCGCUAACUGCAAUAGUAUAAAGGUAGCUUGCCAAACACCAGCUCUAUCCUGACUAAUAUUCAGAUUCCAACCUGAAUCCUUGUCAGCGUAAUUCUUGCUGUUGUGAUCGUCUUCAUCUUUGCCUCAUUGUUCUUUGGCAUGUCAAUUUGCUGUCGUUGUGAACAUCCGAUAGGCAUUCCCAGUUUGGGUUAAUUUUUUAUUUUAAUUUAGCCCUAUUAAUGAUGGAUAAAUAUGUCAGCGUGGUCUUAAUGAGUAUGAAGGCAGAGAAGCCUUGAACUCUAAUCCUGCUAAGAAAAAGAAACUACGGAGAGUGCAUCAAUACAAUGUUACACAACUUGAGUAUGGUUUUAUUCCAUUCCCAUUAGCUCAGCGAUGCCCCAUGUGUCUUAAUUUGUAAUACUGUACAGUCUAAUGAAGCCAUCAAGAUUGCAGGAACAAUUCCGUAAAAGACGCCCUAAAGGGGCUACUUAUUGUUUGAGAAGAUAAACCUUUUCAGAAGAUGAAAGAAGCAUUUUCAAUUUCAAAUGCGUUACACUCUGGAGUCAUUUGCCAGGAAAGCUAAAAAUGACCUUGAUAGUGGCCUUGUUGCUUCUUAUAACAUUUCCAAAAUGAUAGUAAAGUGUGGAUAAUCUCACACAAUUGGUGAAAGAUUAACAAUGACUGCUGUAUCAGAAGUGUUCACCACUGUUCUC
Messenger RNA from Hypanus sabinus (Atlantic stingray), 4193 nucleotides. RefSeq names its product threonine--tRNA ligase 1, cytoplasmic-like. Gene Ontology annotation, biological process: threonyl-tRNA aminoacylation. Gene Ontology annotation, cellular component: cytoplasm. The transcript has 16 exons. Gene Ontology annotation, molecular function: threonine-tRNA ligase activity; ATP binding. The coding region runs from base 47 to 1996 and encodes 649 amino acids. The record is from RefSeq and is a predicted model, not a curated record. NCBI's taxonomy places the organism in Eukaryota, Metazoa, Chordata, Chondrichthyes, Myliobatiformes, Dasyatidae.